This is a messenger RNA of Telopea speciosissima, 831 nucleotides long. RefSeq lists its product as uncharacterized. Bases 1 to 819 code for a protein of 272 amino acids. Lineage: Eukaryota; Viridiplantae; Streptophyta; Magnoliopsida; Proteales; Proteaceae. The record is from RefSeq and is a predicted model, not a curated record. The transcript is spliced from 2 exons.
AUGGGAUCCGAAUCUGAAGCACAAGCAGAGACGAUGGAGGAAGCAAGGUUGAAGACAAUAAGGUCCACAACACCACCAAAGCUCUCCCUCUUCUCAAGGAUUCCACACCAAUCGUAUGACCCUUCUGCACCUACGGGCAUGUUGACCCCACCACUCCGACCCCCUGCUUCCGUUCCUUUCCUCUGGGAAGAAGCACCGGGUAAGCCCCUUCCCACCUCUACUGCCACCUCCUUCGCUGUGGCCAGAUGUUUGGAGCUUCCACCACGGCUACAGUUGACGGAAUCGUCCAUUUUCAACAACAAAAUAUUUAGCUCCAGCAACCGCACGCUGUCCCCAACCACUGUUCUUGAUGGCCCCUACGUUGCUCAUGGCCGCUCCUCAUCCUUCACUUCUUCCUCCUUUCGCAGAGGAGGAAGCCCUGAUGAUAGUGAAGGUGAUGGGAUGCUUCAUGGCCAGAGAAGAGACAUCAGCAGCAGCAGCAGAGGGUACUUUGGUUCUUGGGGUAGGAAGACCUCCUAUUCCUCCUCCAAGCGGAAUCAGGUUGUUGGCGAUUGUGGUUUCGUCAUCUCCCGUUCCUCUUCUUCUUCUUCUUCUGCUGUGGUUCUUGGAGUAGGAAUUGGGGAGAUUGGUGGUGGAGGAACUACAAAUACAAAGGUGAAGAUUACCAGGUUCAAGAGGAAUGGAAGUUUCUUGAGCCUCCCUUACAGCAAAUCGUCUCAAUUCUGGGCAAGCAUUUGUCAAGGGUUGAAGCAGGUGGUCCCAUGGCGGAAUAGGAAGACAAAGCAAAAUGGGACACAUAGUUUGAUCGACAGAGACUAGUCAUUCGAUCUG